CGAGUGAAGGUGUAUCGGCUGAACGACGAUGGGAAGUGGGACGACAAGGGAACAGGCCACGUGUCAGUGGAAUACCUCGAGAGGUCGGACGCCAUAGGGCUGGUGGUGAUAGACGAGGAGGACAAUGCGACACUGCUGGUGCACCGCAUAUCAGCAGAUGACAUUUACCAGCGGCAAGAAGACACCAUCAUCUCAUGGACGGACCCCGAGGUAGCAACAGAUUUGGCGCUGAGCUUCCAAGAAAGCAUGGGGUGCUCCUACAUAUGGGAGCAAAUAUGCAACGUGCAGCGUCAAGUGCAGGUGCCUCCAGGCACUGAGGGAGGAGGGGCAGGCGCAAGGGACGAGAUUGCAAUACACGAGGCAUACACAGAGAAUGCCCUUGAAGCAGCAACAGACAUGUCUGAGUUACCUGCAGUGGAGCUCAGGAACCUUCCUGUCAUUGCCAAGAUGCUAACAGACGUGCCAUUGUUCCACAAAGACCGCAUCGCCUCACUCGUCCUUAGAGAGGGCUACGUGCCCAAGCUGCUGGACCUCUUCCGCCAGUGCGAGGAUCUGGAGAAUCUAGACGGGCUGCACCACCUCUACCGCAUUGCCAAGGGGCUGGUCCUUCUGAACGACACCAACCUCUUCGACCUGCUCUUUGCCGACAACGCCAUCCUGGACCUCGUCGGAGCUCUUGAAUACGACCCCGACCUGCCGUCACGCCAGCAGCACCGCAAGUUCCUGCUGGAGCAGGUGGAGUAUCGCGAGGCCGUGCCCAUCCAGGACCCGGCCCUGCGCUCCAAGAUCCACCAGACUUACCGCUUAGGUUAUAUUAAGGAUGUGAUUUUACCGCGGGUGUUGGAUGACCAGACAUACGGCACCUUCAACUCCCUCAUUCUGUUCAAUAAUGUGGAGGUGGUGUCCACGCUGCAGGGCGACAAGCCGUUCCUCUCGGACCUAUUCUCCCAACUGCGAACCAAAGACCCCUCCUCCCAGGCGUUUAGAGACCUGGUCCGGUUUCUUCAGGAGUUUUGCUCGCUGCACAAGCACCUGCAGAUAACACAGAGAAACCAGUCUUUCAGUGCGCUGAUUGGCCUGGGCCUUUUUGAAAUCGUCACCACGAUCUUGCAACACAGUGAUGCCUCCCUCCGCCUGUGCGGAACCGACAUCCUUAUGUCUUCUCUCAGUCCCGACCCUGCCCCCCUGCGCACCUUUCUCGUGGAACAACCCGGCCACACACUCUUCUCCUGCCUUGUGAAGGGCAUGGUGGAGCGCAGGCAGGGGGAGGCGGGGUCUCAUGUGCAGCUGCUAGAAAUACUGAGGCAGCUGCUAGACACCGACACCAUGGACACUGGCUAUUGUGACGAGCCACACUCUCUAAGUGAUUUCAAUACAGCUCUUAGAAAUACUGAGGCAGUUGCUACACACCGACACCAUGGGCCCUGGCUACUGGGAAGAACAAGCUGUUGUGCUUCCCCUUCCCAUCUCCCCUCCCAGGUGAAAGGCAUGGUGGAGCGCAGUCAGGGGGAGGCGGGUUCUCACGUGCAGCUGUUAGAAAUACUGAGGCAGUUGCUAGACACAGACACCAUGGACACUGCGGAAAAGAACAAGUUUCUCGACGUGUUUUAUGAGGACUUCCGAAUGAAGUACUAUGUGUUGCGAAACAACGUGGUCGAGAAGGUGCUGCGGCUGGUCAAACGCAGGGAGAGGUACCUCGUGGCGGCGGCUGUGAGAUUUCUGCGCUCCUGCAUCAGCCUCAAGGACGAUUUCUACCUGCGCUAUCUCGUGAAGAACCGCCUGUUUGAGCCGGUGAUUGCAGCCUUCAGAGCCAACGGCAGUCGCUACAACCUCCUCAACUCCGCGGUGCUGGAUUUGGUCGAAUUCAUCCGCAAGUCGCUGGUGACGCAUCUAGUGGAGACAUACGGCUCCUGGUUUGACUCGGUUGACUACGUUGACUCCUUCAAGCUGCUGCGCCUCAAAUACGAGCAAAACCUGGAAUCAAUGCGACCAGCAGAGGAGCCUUCUGCUGCCCCACCGCCCUCGCACCUGCCACGGGCCACAGCCGUUAGUGUGCAAUCGGGCGGCGACAGGUGGCGGCACGAGAGUGGUGGAGGGGGAGCGGCAGGGGGAGAAGGGGGGAGGAGUGGGGAGGGGGUGGAGCGGGGAGGGCGAGUGAGGGCGGAGAAGAGGAGAGUGAGGGAGGAGAGGGAGUUGGAGAGAGAGGAGGAGGAUUACUUUGAAAGUGGAGGGGACAGUGACGAGGAUGAGCCAGCAGCACAGGAGGAGGAGCACGAUGACAGCCUGCCAGUGCUCGACCCGUCAGGCACACCCCCCCUGCUACGCCACAAGUCGCGCUCUCCCUCUCCCCCUCGCUCCCUCGCCAACGGCAUCAUUCCAGACCCAUCUAGGAAGCCGCCAUUUGGACUCGUAGAUUACGAGGAUGAGGACGACGAAGACCGCCCCUCCUCCUCCCCUUUCCCUCCCAGCCCCCGGCCCUCCACCGGCUCCCCAGCCUUGGGAAGAGGCUUUGAGCCUCGGGAAGAGGCUCGGGGAGAAGCUCGGAACGGGCCGAAGCGGAGCGGUACGGGAGGAGCAGGUUCGGGAGGGAAGGAUGGGCCGUCCCAAGGUGUGCAGAAGAAGCGGAAAUCUUCAGAUGGUGGGGGCGGAUUCAGGAGAAUAUCUGGGGGGCAGCAAUGGAGGGCCGAAUCGGAGCAGCAGCAAGGCCAUAGAGCAAUUGUCAUCCCCAAAAUCCUCGUCUUCCCCCACUUCCCCCUCUUCCUCCUCUCCCAAGUCGUCUCCUUCAUCCUCGCCUAA
This is a messenger RNA of Closterium sp. Yama58-4, 2796 nucleotides long. The record is from the annotation of a GenBank genome assembly. NCBI's taxonomy places the organism in Eukaryota, Viridiplantae, Streptophyta, Zygnematophyceae, Desmidiales, Closteriaceae.